This is a messenger RNA of Amaranthus tricolor (Joseph's coat), 1113 nucleotides long. RefSeq lists its product as uncharacterized. Bases 1 to 1113 code for a protein of 370 amino acids. Lineage: Eukaryota; Viridiplantae; Streptophyta; Magnoliopsida; Caryophyllales; Amaranthaceae. The record is from RefSeq and is a predicted model, not a curated record. The transcript has 3 exons.
AUGUACAUUCAAUCAAAAACCAAAAUGAAUCUCAAUAACAAUUCUUCAAGUUCUUCUAGUUCCUCUGGUGAUGAUGAUUUUUUUAAUAAUGCAUUACUUAAUAUAAUGCUUAUGUACCAGAAUAUUGCGGAACAAGAAGAUUUUAUAAUCCAAUUCACUAUCCCAAAGCAUAUUGAAUCAACGUCCAGUGGGAAACCUGCUCAAAAAAAGAAGAGAUUUCGUAUGAGUCGAUCUUUGUUUUUUCGAUUUGUUGAAGGUGUUACAACUACAGAUCCAUACUUUCAACAACGACCAAAUGCGCUUGGGGAACUAGGCGCGUCUCCUAUACAAAAAUGUACUGCCGCAUUGAGGAUGCUCGCAUAUGGAACAUGUGCUGAUGCAGUUGAUGAGUACAUAAAGAUUGGGGAAAGCACUGAAAGAAGUUGUCUUCUCCAUUUUGCCCAAGCAAUUAGACAAGCCUACACAGAAGUGUACUUGAGAAGGCCAAAUGUCACUGAUUUGCAACGACUACUUCAUGACGGUCAACGAAGGGGAUUUUCAGGCAUGUUAGGCAGUAUAAAUUGCAUGCAACUGGAAUGGAAGAAUUGCCUAAGAGGUUGGAAAGAGUUGUAUCAAGGAAGAAAUAAGCAUGCAACAAUCAUCUUAGAAGUUGUGGCCUCUGGUGACUUGUGGAUUUGGCAUGCUUUUUUUGGAACGCCUGGGACUUGCAAUGACAUAACUGUCUUGAGAAAGUCUCCUGUUGUUGAUGAUAUUUAUCAAGGUAAAGCUUCUGAGAUAACUUAUGAUACGCCAAGAGUAGUAAGGAAAGAUGUUGAACGUGCAUUUGGAGUUUUACAAGCACGAUUUGCAAUCAUACAAAGACCAUCUCUUAUUUGGGAUCAGGAUUUAAUAUGGGAAAUAAUAUUGGCAUGUAUCAUUCUUCACAAUAUGAUUGUUGAAGAGGAAUGUGAUACGUACAGAAAUUAUAAGGACACAACUGAAUUCGAACAAGAUAAUAUUCAAUAUGUUGCUGAACCAUCUUCCCAACCACGCAAUACAACUUACCAAGUUCAAGCGGGCAGAUAUAAUAAUUUGACGUUGCAGCAAUAUAUGCAUAGAAGAGAACAAGUUUAG